AUGGUCCGCAGACAGUACUCCCGGAUCGAAUUCACCCCAGGCAUCCCAGCCCAGGCACCCCAGACGAGCGCCUCGUUAGUCGACACCGUCGUCCCCGUGCAGGGCCACAGAGACCAACUCUACGUCUUCUUCGGCGGCCGCUAUCUCGAAAUCAAAAUCGACGACAACCCCAACGACAACUCUGUCAACGGCGGCGCCCGCACGAUCCCCAGCGGAUGGAAGUCGCUUGAAAAGGUGGGCUUCGACAUUGUUGACGCAGCGGUGGUCGUCCCGGGGAAUACCAACCAGCUGUACUUUUUCGAGCUUAAAGGAUGGCCGAAUCUUGUCGAGGCUGGGUUUGAUGCUAUUAAUGCUAUUGUGGAGAGUCCUAGUGGCGAGGACGUGUAUUAUGUCUUCUGUGGAGACAAGUAUGCUAAGAUCAAGAUUGACACUUCCCGUAAGGAUACGCUCAACUUGUCGACUAGAUUGAUUAGUUCGGGGUGGAAGACGCUUGAUGGAUGGGCUUGA
This is a messenger RNA of Aspergillus chevalieri, 507 nucleotides long. RefSeq lists its product as uncharacterized. The transcript is spliced from 3 exons. The record is from RefSeq and is a predicted model, not a curated record. Lineage: Eukaryota; Fungi; Ascomycota; Eurotiomycetes; Eurotiales; Aspergillaceae. Bases 1 to 507 code for a protein of 168 amino acids.